GGCACAGUGCAGAUUCAGGAGAGGCAAAGGAUUGUGGAGAAGAGUCGUGUGAUUGAGCUGGACGUGCCUUGUAAAAGAGAGCUGGAUGUUAUAAAUAAGGCCCAAAGACGAGAUUUAUUCGAGCAGCUCAUGCAAACCAAAAGCCGGAUGGAGAGCCGGGAGAAAGAUCUGACCGCCGAGAACCAGAAGCUUAAAAUCUCUCUUGAGCGAGAAGAAGCGUCUCUGUCGGCCCUUCAGGAGGAGCUGUUGGUCCUGCGGGGAAAGAUCCGAGAGCUGGAGGACAGAGGAGCCGGAGCCCAGUCCAUCCAGAGCGAAAACCAGCGGCUGAAGGGACACUUGCAGGAGGAGAAGCAGAAACUGCGCAGCUUCAUGAGCCAGAGAGAAGCUCUGAUGGCUGAGGCUCAGCUGCUGCGGAAAGAGCUGGAAAAGGAGCGAAUAACCACUGAAAAUCUGAAGGAAGAAAUCAAUCGGAAAGAGGAGACCGGAGAACUACAGGCAAAACUUGAGGAGCUGCAAAACAAGCUGAAGUUUGAGCAGCAGCGCUCCGAUCUGUGGGAACGACUGUAUUUGGAGAUGAAGGAAGAGCGAGCGAAAGGAGACCGAGACGUGAAGAAGACGAAAAUCCCCAAAGAUGGGAUGCUGGGAAAAGUGAAGGAAACGUUCGACGCCAUGAAAAACUCCACCAAGGAGUUUGUGCAUCAUCAGAAGGAGCAGAUAAAAAAAGCCAAAGAGGCGGUGAAGGAAAACCUGCGCAAGUUCUCCGACUCCGUUAAAUCCACGCUCAGGAAUUUCAAAAACUCAGCGACUAACGUUUUUAGUCACGAAAAGCGAUUUCAGGAGCAGCAAACCUUCCAGCAGGAGCACGGAAACAAACGUGCUGACGAUUGGCAGCCGCAGAAACCUUUAUACUCACGUAAACCCACCGGCGACUCUUCGUUCAAUGCCGAACGCAAUACGCGCAAACCCGGCGCACAAAAAACACCCCCAAAAGGAUGUUCAGGGGUCUACGAUUGCGCCUACCAGGAAUCGAUGAGUUUGUUCAAUAAAGCCAUGGAGCCCAUUCGCGCGGAUGAGUUUAACGAACUCCUGCACAGUUAUUUGCAGAAAGAAGUGGGUCAUUUCCACCACUGGAGGGAGCUGGAGAGCUUCAUCAAUAACUUCUUUCAUAACGGCGUCUUCAUCCACGAUCAGAUGCUGUUUACCGACUUUGUCAGCGGCGUUGAGGAUUAUCUCGAGGAAAUCAUCGAAUAUCACGGUCUCAGCGAUGAUGUGUUCGAGGACCUGGAUGAUUAUAUAUAUCGGCACAUAUUUGGAGAAACGUACAUAAAAUACUAUGGGCCGAGUCGCGCCUUGGAAGGGCCGGGGUCAAAGGUCAAGGCGUGGCGUCCCUGCCAGCGCCCACAGAGAAAGCAGCAGCAUCAGCCUCGACCUCGACCUCACAGAGCCAAGAAAUGGAGCCAGCACUCAGGACGAGACCCGAACCGACAGUUCGCAGAUGUCAAAAUAGAGCUGGGCCCGAUGCCUUUCGAUCCCAAAUACUAGAAUAAACAUUUCUCUGCUUCUCAAACACCAUCAUCCGUAGUUUAGUUUUGCAUUGGAGGAAGCUUCAAGUUCACUUUUCCCUGCGAAUAUUUGUAGUUUUUUGCACAUGGAAAUGUCCUAAUGCUGGUUGACUGAUUUCUUUCUGCACUUUUUCAUGCAGAUCUCAUUUUUUAUGUCAUGCAAUAUUUAAUUUGAUGUUUCCCGGAUUCUCUAAACUCGGAUUCUCUAAACCAGGGGUGCUCAAACCUGCUCCUGGAGAUCCUGCAGAUUUCAGUUGCAACUCUGACCAAACACACCUGCCUGUAAUAAUCAAGUGCUGUUUGGGUUCUAAUUGAUUGGUUCAGGUGUGUAUGAUGAGGGUUGGAGCUGAACUCUGUAGGAACCCUGCUGAAAAAUCCAGCUUAAACCAGCCUAGGAUGG
Messenger RNA from Danio rerio (zebrafish), 1962 nucleotides. RefSeq names its product cell cycle progression 1 (gene ccpg1). Lineage: Eukaryota; Metazoa; Chordata; Actinopteri; Cypriniformes; Danionidae. The record is from RefSeq and is marked validated.